Messenger RNA from Didymosphaeria variabile, 345 nucleotides. RefSeq lists its product as uncharacterized. The record is from RefSeq and is a predicted model, not a curated record. NCBI's taxonomy places the organism in Eukaryota, Fungi, Ascomycota, Dothideomycetes, Pleosporales, Didymosphaeriaceae. The coding region runs from base 1 to 345 and encodes 114 amino acids. The transcript has 3 exons. Gene Ontology annotation, molecular function: zinc ion binding; nucleic acid binding.
AUGAAGAACUCGAAGAAGAAGACGCGGCGACAUACGCGCGAUCUCGACCAGAUCCACGCCGACCUGCGCGACGAAAAGCACCUUUCGCACUUCAAGGACGCAAAGGCCACCGAGGACCUGCCGGGGCUGGGCCAGUGGUACUGCAAAGAGUGCGCCAAAUGGUUUGAGAGCGAGGCCAACUUUGAGGCCCACCACAAGGGCAAGGUGCACAAGCGAAGAGUCAAGCAACUGAAGGAAGAGCCGUACUCGCAGAAGGAAGCAGAGGCAGCCGCAGGACUUGCGACCGACAAUGGAAAGCGCACGACAACGCUGAUGGAGGUGGACAACACUGCGGUGGCGGCGUAG